Mycena citricolor is the source of this 2607-nucleotide messenger RNA. The record is from the annotation of a GenBank genome assembly. Lineage: Eukaryota; Fungi; Basidiomycota; Agaricomycetes; Agaricales; Mycenaceae.
AUGCGCCAUGGAGCAACCUCCGCCGCCACUUCUGGAUCCUGCGACAUCCCGGCGACAAAGUCGAAGGACAAAUUCACUUGCGAUUGUGACAGUUGCCGUGCGUCAGGGGCUCCGCGUGGUUUUCGAACGGCUAGAGCCUUGGCCGAACAUCGACGUCAGACUGUUGCACCUCAUUUGACGAAUCUUCCUGUCAACUCGGCGACUCGGACAGAGAAUGCGCUGAGCCAGUCCCGCGUUCUCGCUGCUGCCGCCGCAGUUCACGAACGAGAGCAGGCGAGAAUCCGAGAGAGGGCUGAGAUCGGCGCCGCCUUGCCUCCACCGAUACGGGUCGAAGGAUUGUCCACGCACAUGCAGCACAAGUAUAAGGCGGUGGCUGCAAUAUCAUUAGAGACAGAAAAAGUGGCGGAACUGCGCGUUGCAGCGGAUGAACUGUGCCCUCCCCAGCCAGGCUUGAACCUGGCAGCGUUGGAAGUCGGUAUCGGACAGAUCGAUCGCCACCUCGCCAAAGUACGCCAGCUUCAGACCCGUUUCCGAGAAGCCUCCAAUGCCCAUAAGGAGGCGGCAGCACAAUCGCUGAUUCAUCAAGCAAUGCACAAGCUAGAUGGAAUAUGGAACGACGCCAUGACCAUCAAGCGAUCCUGGGAGGACGCCUCGGCAUGCAUGAAGCCAAGUCGCGACGACCUUGAAGACAUCACUUUUGAAACCGGCCAUUAUCACGAGCCCCUCUUUCGCGAUGUCGCAGUGUGGAUGCAAAUGAUCUUUUAUUUGAUUGUUGUUUGCUCCACGCUUUUGCACAUCUCUCGCCGAGGUUGUCUCUGGGUCAUGAUGUCGACCCAGGAUAUUGUUCGCCGUGGGCUCGGACCUGUCAAUGAUCCUACUCGCCAAGAGUUCAAAGACGUCCCAACUAUGCAAGAACACUUCAAUUUGGACACAGCAUAUACCAUUCAUGCGUCCUGCCCUGCAUGCCAUCACACACAUCGACCGGAGGGCGAGGGACCGGGCAUGAUCUAUCCUUCGAUAUGUGUGAAGCGGGAUAGGCAAGGUCGCAAAUGCAACACGCCCUUGCUACAACCACGACAUGCCUACGGUCGUGAAACCGCGGUACCUAUCCGGCCCUUCAUUGAAUUCCACUUCAUCGACUGGCUGGCUCGCUUCCUCGCUCAUCCCGGCAACGAGAAGAAAAUGGACAAGAGCUGGGAUCGCCUGAAUGCGGAACCUGUUGACCUCAGUGAUGUUCUAGACGGGUCUUUUGUCCGCAACUUCAAGGGCCCUGACAAGGCGCACCACUUCAGUGUCCCAUCAGAGGAUGGAGAAGGACGGUAUCUGUUCUCACUCAACUUCGACUUUUUCAAUCCACUGGCCGCUCGCAAGAUUUCGGGGUUCGCGAGCGCGUCGCACACGCAAUUUUGUACUGUCUGCAAGUGCACCCGUGAUACUGUUGAAGAGCGCAAGGCAGCGGAGGAGGACAAGGCCGCCAACCAAUACACCGGUCGCGGAGUGGGUUACAAUGACAUCCGAGUUGACGACUGGCCUUUGAGGACGGACGGAGAAUGGCAAGCCGCAGCUCAGGCGUAUCGGAGCGCGGCCCACCCGACGCAGGCGCAGGCCUGUUUCAACUGUACCGGAGUACGCACUUCGGAGUUCCUCCGAUUGCCAUACUAUGAGCCGACGAAGAUGAUUGUGGUCGAUCCUAUGCACAACCUCUUCCUCGGUCUCCUUCACGAGACUUUCCGUAGAGUCCUUGGGUUCUCGGAGAAAGCUGAUGAUGGUCCUGCCGUGCACAGACUGUCGAUAUCUCUCAGUCCCACCGACUUCCUGACGAUCUCGAAUGCCGACCUGAAAUACGACGACGAGGAAGCCGAACUCCACAAGAAGUUGGUUACCUUAUCAAAGGCUGCGCUUGUGCACGUUACCCAGGGUCUAGGCUGUCCUAUAGAGUGUGAAGUGCCCGCCUUACCAAACUCUCUCCAUCAAUCGUCAAGGAAAGCUCUUACAAAAUCGAAACUUGUCGACAGGCUCAUCAAUUGGCGCCGCAAGCAGACAGAAACUGCGCCCAUUAUGGAUGAUGGUCAACUCGAAAUCGGUCAUGUCAUUACCAAAGGAGAGAUGAAAGCACUGUGGGCAGAUAUCGCUGCUGUGCACACACCGUCUUGGGUGUCAUCUGUGCCUCGCAACUAUGGAUCCGCACAACAUGGGAAGCUGAAAGCAGAUCAAUGGCGAGCAUUGGCCAUGGUGUAUAUUCCAGUGACUCUCAUACGGCUAUGGUCCGGCUCGACAUUGCAACGUCAGCAGCUACUGGACAUGACCAUGCAUUUGAUCGCUGCCGUGGAUCUGGCUUCUUCCCGGAAAUUGAUCCAAGGAAACGAUGCAAAAGUGGAAGAUCAUAUGCUGAAGUAUCGAAUCGCACUCCACACUUGUUUCCCCGAGUACACGGCUCAUCCCAACCAUCAUCUUGCUCUACACAUCCCCCAUUUCUUGCGUUUGUUUGGACCCGUACAUGGAUGGUGGGCUUAUCCAUUCGAACGGAUGAAUGGCAAGAUGCUUAGGAUCAAGACCAACUACAAACCUGGUGCGAUCGCUUUCGAUUUCAUGUUUGUUGCUCACUAG